AUGGGUGUGCAGAAGCUGAUAAAGGACUGUGAGGCCAAGGUGAGGGCCGCGGACUCCCACAAGGUGAAAGCGUUCUGCGAGAACCUCUCUGCAGAUUGUCGGGAGAAAGUGAUCAUGACCCAGAUCUUGCUGUGCAUCAAGGAACUGGGGUCAGAUGCCAACCAGCACGUGAAGUCUGCCCUGGCCUCUGUCAUCAUCGGCCUCUCUCCCCUUCUGGGCAAAGACAACACCAUUGAUCACCUCCUGCCACUCUUCCUGGCCCAGCUGAGGGACAGGUGCCUUGAGGUGCGGCUGAACAUCAUCUCCAACCUGGACUAUGUGAAGGAGAUUUUCGCCAUCCGGCAGCUGUCCCAGUCGCUUCUGCCAGCCAUCGUGGAGCUAGCCCAGAACGCCAAGUGGCGGGUGCAUUUGGCCAUUAUUGAGUACAUGUUCCUGGUGGCUAGGCAGCUGGGAGUGGAAUUCUUUGAUGAGAAACUCAACUCAUUGUGCAUAGCAUGGCUGGUGGACCAUGUCUAUGCCAUCUGUAAGGCAGCCACCAGCAACCUCAAGAAGCUGGUGGACAAGUUCAGGAAGGAGUGGGCCCAUGCCACCAUCAUCCCCAAAGUGCUGGCCAUGUCUGGAGACCCCAACUACCUGCAUCGCAUGACCAUGCUCUUCUGCAUAAACGUUCUGUCAGAGGUGUGCAGGCAGGACAUCACCACCAAGCACAUGUUGCCCACCGUUGUUCGAAUGGCAGGGGACCCCGUCGCCAAAGUCCGCUUCAAUGUGGCCAACUCCCUGCAGAAGAUCAGGCCCAUCCUCCACAACAGCACCCUGCAGAGCGAGGUCAAGCCAGUCCUGGAGAAUCUGACCUAG
This is a messenger RNA of Dipodomys spectabilis (banner-tailed kangaroo rat), 855 nucleotides long. RefSeq names its product serine/threonine-protein phosphatase 2A 65 kDa regulatory subunit A alpha isoform-like. The transcript is spliced from 9 exons. The record is from RefSeq and is a predicted model, not a curated record. Gene Ontology annotation, molecular function: protein phosphatase regulator activity. Gene Ontology annotation, cellular component: cytoplasm; protein phosphatase type 2A complex. Gene Ontology annotation, biological process: protein dephosphorylation. The coding region runs from base 1 to 855 and encodes 284 amino acids. NCBI's taxonomy places the organism in Eukaryota, Metazoa, Chordata, Mammalia, Rodentia, Heteromyidae.